UGUAACCGAAGAGCCACUGCAGGAAAUACGCACUUUUUAGAGCCCAAAUAUACUGAACCUCGUGGUUGUGUUGGAACAACAUACGUGACAGGAUUUUUUUUUUUUUAAAGAAACACAACUUAAGGGACUAAUCAUACGCUUGUUGUUUCACAUUGUGAGAAAAACUAGGGUGUGGUAAUCUUACAUUGUACAGCUAAAGCACCGUAUAAGGUGAGAAACACCACUGGAUCAUAUUUCCUCAGAGCCAGUAGAAAGGAACUCGACAUCAGCAGCCUUUCUCAAGCUUUCUCAAGCUCUGACAUUGUGGAAUUCAUAUUUCACUCAUUAGCCAGGAUGAUGAGAGAUACUCCAUUAAGCACAGAAAACAAAUGGGAUCACGUUAAAUCUGAAUUCCUUGACACCUACACAAACGCUGGUUUUGUGGACCUUGCUAAAAUCCCCAAAAUUGUAAAAAGUCACUGUAGUACACGAAUUCCUCUGGUGAAACCAAAGAGUUACUCUCUGAGAGUGUGUGGCCAGGAGGACACAGUCUAUGCAGGGAACGAAGAUGAGUUGGAAGCCUGGAAAGAUUUCUACCUGCCAAAGAGAAUGGAGAUGGAGGUAAUUGGUGCAAUUGAUGACUUCCCAUGUGAGGCGUUUGGCCUGCAGCUGGUCCUCUUGCUGUGCGAAGAUGGCAACAUAUAUGCCCACGAAGAUGAAGUUCUACACCUUGUGGCCAGAAGCUUAAAAGAACUGUUUAGUAGUGGCAUGACCUUUCCUGGAAUAGAAACCUUCCAACUCGGGGAAUGUUUUGAAUAUACAGAAGAAGAAUACAAUAAAAUAAUGGAAUCCAGUGAAGUUAAAGAAGUGAAAGAAGAGCACAGAAAGUUCCGUGAAUACUUGGAUCUUGAGCUGCUUCAGGCUCUAACGGACUUUAAAAAACAAAUUAAGGCGGAAUUGAGCACUGCAUCUGAUGUCCAAACAGAGGAAGAGAGAAUACGACCCAUGGAAGCUUUAAUGUGCUGUGAUGAUGUCCAUCAAAACCCUAUGCCUGUUGUUCCUUGGAAACAGCAAACUAAACCAACCCAUCAUCAGGAGCAGGAGCAUGCAUCCUUUUUGGGGACCUCUUGAUCUCCUUGCAAAUUAAAUCUUCUUGGAAGGAAGACUUCUUGCCGUUUGGCCUAGGUAGUGAUAUUUGGCUAUGAGAUAUGUAUAUAACAGGUGGGAUCGGUUACCCUAACAUACCUGAGCCCUUUGGUCCAAAUAUUUAUUAGAGUGCAGAUGUUCUUAUAGAAUAGAUUAUUAGGCAUGUCCAGGUAAAUGUAAAUGUAAAAAAACUGUUAAAGGCAUAUAUGAUCAGAACUGACAAGAUGCGUCAUCUAAGUUGGAAGGUCUGGUCUGGGUGUAGCAUUUUGUGUAGAGCUCGUCAAUUGCGUGACUCUGUUCCUGAGACUGGAGGACAUGGUCCUGUGCUACCACCUCUGUCUUAAAUUUACCAGCAUCUGGUCAUGGUCUGGUCUCUAGAUAACUGAAGUAGGGCCUGCACUGGACAAGGCAGUCCUCCAGGUCAGGGCUAUAGCAUGUGCACACAAAGAGCUCUGCAACUGUUGUUCAAGUGCACCCAAAGCCUGAUUAAUUCCAUGACGUCUGUUUCUCCUGUUGCUUGAUUGGGUUUGUCUCAUGUAAAAUGCACACCUGUAGGUCAACAAAACAGCAGGUCACAGCCCUCCAAAGUUGUGUAGUUUGAAAAACACCUUUUUUUAAUAUUUUGAAAGUUGGCGACUAGGUAUUAGUAUAGCAGGUUAACGGCAUGGGUAAUGUGAAAAAUUAGCAUCCUCAGCCAAUCACCCAACUUUUAUAUUUGACUUCAUCUGUCUUCUUUGCACAUACCUCUUGUAUGUAGAGGUAUCAUCUGCCCACUCAAUGAGCCAUCAAACCUGGUAAAGAGCUUGAUCGUCUAACCUCAAGUACCAAACUGCAUUUGAUACUGACAGCACUUAUCUCACUCUAUCAGUUCUUUCAGCCUGCAUCCUUCCAUAGGGUCUCACUGAUUUUAUAACUCCAACAAUUUUCAAGUCAUAGCCAACAAACUUGGUAAAUAUUCUAAACACCUGACCCCAAGCUGCACACUGCAACUAAUUAACCUUUUUUUCAGCCAACAACUGAAACUAAUUUGUUAAAACUCCUUUUGUAGCUAAUGUAUAUGAAUCAAACCUGAAAUAAAUGGUCAGUUUGUGAUACAAAUUACAUACCUGCCCAUUAUAAUGAUAGCUAUGCUGAUUGUCAAUUAACAUAGUCAUAGAUGUUCAUGCUGUUACAACAAGCCAUCUCAAAGUUUGUUUACAAACUUUAGUUUCUAGUGUGUUAUUAUACAAGUAAAUUGCCAUAUCCAUCUCUCUUUCUCUCUCACACAACACACACACAGUUCCUGAUAAACAUCCAUGACCAGAAGCAAUUGUAUGAAUAUAUUUUCUAAUUAUCUCCAUGACUUUCAUGGUUUUCUAAAUAUACAAAAUCCUGUUGUUUUACAGACACUUUCUGCUUUGCAAACAGGACAUUCCACAUUGCAUUAGCCAUGCUGAGGAGAUGAAUCAGUUUUUGCAUGUCAUUUACAUUUACGGUAUUUGGCAGACACUCUUAUCCAGAGCGACUUACAAAAGUGCUUUGUCAUUUACUGAUGGAUACAUCCUAGCUAGUGCCUUUACAGCAUUUAGCUGAUGCUCUUUAUCAAUUCUGACUGAACACAACUAGAGCAAUUGAGGGUUAAGGGCCUUGC
Molecule: messenger RNA, 2755 nt
Organism: Electrophorus electricus (electric eel)
Lineage: Eukaryota; Metazoa; Chordata; Actinopteri; Gymnotiformes; Gymnotidae
Source: RefSeq, a predicted model, not a curated record